AUGUAUUUAGCCGUGAUAUUUGUGUUUUUCGUAACCCUUUUAAUAGUUUUAUGUUUUUCAAUUGCAUCAUAUGGCAACCUUAAUGGGUUUUUCUGUAGUCGGACUUUCAUAUUUUCGGUGUGCAACACCAUUAUCUGCGCUAUACUCGUCGAAAGCGGCAAUAAAUCGGCAGAAGAUUUGGAUGGGCUGAUGACGCUUCUUGGUUUUCGGGUUUAUGAAGAGGGAGAAGAUGAAGAAGAAGAAGAAAAUGAAGAAAUAGCAGAUGGAUGGAUUGACGAUGAUGACGACGAUAAUGAUGAUGACGAUGCUGAUGACGACGAUGACGAUGAUGAUGAUUCGUAUGAUGGCUCAGAUGGUUAUGAUUCAGACAUAGAGUUGAGUAGCGAUGAAGAUGACGAUGAUUCUGAUUCUGAUUCUGAUAAUUUGGAGAGCAGGAUAGAAGAGUUCAUUGCUAAGAUGAGCAAGAUGUGGAGGGAAGAGUUAAUGAUGGAGAAAUCUACAAAUUAA
Messenger RNA from Erythranthe guttata (spotted monkey flower), 507 nucleotides. RefSeq lists its product as uncharacterized. The record is from RefSeq and is a predicted model, not a curated record. NCBI's taxonomy places the organism in Eukaryota, Viridiplantae, Streptophyta, Magnoliopsida, Lamiales, Phrymaceae.